Nannospalax galili (Upper Galilee mountains blind mole rat) is the source of this 563-nucleotide messenger RNA. RefSeq names its product ATP-dependent RNA helicase A-like. Bases 165 to 563 code for a protein of 132 amino acids. The transcript is spliced from 4 exons. Gene Ontology annotation, molecular function: double-stranded RNA binding. The record is from RefSeq and is a predicted model, not a curated record. NCBI's taxonomy places the organism in Eukaryota, Metazoa, Chordata, Mammalia, Rodentia, Spalacidae.
CCUCGGUGCCGCGAUCGGAGCCAUUUCGCCGCUGCCUCCAUGCGGGUUGUGGUGUGCUCCUGCGCUGUCUUUGUGGGAGAUCGGAGCUGCGAACUCUUCUGAAGAACUUGUGCUCUCGGGCACGAAGACGCGGAGGAGGCGGGUGUGAAGAAGACACCUGAAUCAUGGGUGACAUUAAAAAUUUUCUAUAUGCCUGGUGUGGCAAAAGGAAGAUGACCCCUGCCUAUGAAAUUAGAGCAGUAGGAAACAAAAACAGACAGAAAUUCAUGUGUGAGGUUCGCGUAGAAGGGUUUAAUUAUGCUGGUAUGGGAAAUUCCACGAAUAAAAAAGAUGCACAGAGCAAUGCUGCCAGGGACUUUGUUAACUAUUUGGUUCGAAUAAAUGAAGUAAAAAGUGAAGAAGUCCCAGUUGUUGGGAUCCAACCACCUCCACCCACACUUACUGAAUCAUCUGAUACCACGACAAGUACUGGAGAAGGUUUACCAACAACCAUGGGAGGUCCACUUCCUCCACAUCUAGCUCUCAAAGCAGGUAAGACACUUAAAUUGUGUGCACAUGAUUGA